Molecule: messenger RNA, 2731 nt
Organism: Lycium barbarum (goji berry)
Lineage: Eukaryota; Viridiplantae; Streptophyta; Magnoliopsida; Solanales; Solanaceae
Product: WRKY transcription factor 72A-like
Exons: 5
Coding region: 151-1182 (343 amino acids)
Biological process (GO): regulation of DNA-templated transcription
Molecular function (GO): DNA-binding transcription factor activity; sequence-specific DNA binding
Source: RefSeq, a predicted model, not a curated record
GAGAAACACCUGCAAAUGCUAAGAAUAGCUUAAAGAGAAAAAAGAAUAGACAUGCUAAGAAAAGAUAUGGCAGUGGACUCUACUACCAUUUGUGGUAAAGAAGAACUGUAACUAGCCUCUAUCAAGAAGGCAACUCGAACAACAACGUCCAUGAAUACCAAUUUCAGAGACUCUUUCUUGACCUCUGAGAAGAAUCAGGAGGAUCAGCUAAAUUCAACAAAAUCUCAGAUUGUUGAAGCAAAAGAAGAAAACGAAAGACUAAAGUCCACGCUAUCCAAAAUCAUGAGGGAUUACAAAUCCUUGCAAAUGCAUUUUCAAGGCGUAGCUCAACCUUAUCAUAAACCUCAAUAUUCAAAGGAUAUUGCAACAAGUACUAUUGUUGAAGUGGAAGAAGAAGAAGAAGUGGAACUUGUUUCACUGAGCCUAGGGAGAACUUCAAGAGAGAUCAAGAAGGAAUAUGAUCAAAAUGAGGGUAAAAAUAAAAAGCAUAGUAAAUUAUUAUUUGAUGGUCUUGAUCUGGGAUUAGACAGUAGAUUUAGUUCAGAUUUAACUAAAGUCACGAAAAAUUAUGAUACCUCAGAAAAUAGCUUUGAGGAAUCAAAGAAGGAGAAUAUAAAUGAACCAUGCCCAAAAAUGGCACGAAUUAGUGGGGAUGAUGAUGAAGAUUUUUUGCAGCAGAAUUCUCAAAAGAAGGCUAGGGUAUCUAUAAGAGCUGUGUGUGACACUACUACGAUGAAUGAUGGAUGUCAAUGGAGAAAAUAUGGACAAAAGAUAGCUAAAGGGAACCCAUGUCCUAGGGCAUACUACCGUUGCACUGACUCCCCAUCAUGCCCAGUCAGAAAACAGGUUCAAAGGUGCUUUGAAGACAUGUCCAUUUUGGUCACCACUUAUGAAGGAACACACAAUCACCCCCUUCCAAUUUCAGCAACUGCCAUGGCUUCCACCACCUCUGCAGCUGCCUCUAUGCUAAGAUGCACUUCCUCCUCAUCAACUUCACAACAAUGUUUCUCAAAUGUUGAUCAAAAUCUUCAUGGAUUCAACUUCACUAAUAAUACUUCAAACAAUAACUUAUUAGCCACACAUGCACCAACUUUCUACUUACCACCAAAAACUUCAAUCUCCACUUCCCAAUCACACCCCACAAUUACUCUUGAUUUCACUACAAACUCAUCAUCAUCAUAGUCACACAUUGUCUUCUCAAAGAUAUUCUUCCACUUCUCUCAAAUUUUUCACACCACCAUCAAGUACUUCUUCUUCCUCUUUCAAUUCAUAUUGUGUAAUAAUUUCAAAAGUCGAAUUGGAGCUGCUUCAUAUCUUGGGACGCCAUGCUUUUCUCAGCCCUUCACUUCCAACAACACUCGGAAUAUGACCAUUGAUGAGUAUAGCAGUGGAGCUAGAAAUUCUGACAAAUGGAUUCAAGAAAAUGCAAAAGUGUCACGCCUAGGAUUUGACCAUGUGACCGUAAAUAAAUUUUAAACCACUUUUGUCACUAAAGUAGAAUCUUCUUUUUUGUUAAGAGAAAUCAACAUUUUAUACAUAUACAUAUACAAGGCUUUGUUUUUAUCUUGUUUGUGCAGUAUAAUUUUCUAACGAAAGAUAUUUUUGCAUCAACUAUGGUCAUUUCUAAGGACCCGAGUCUUGGAUCGAUUUUUGUUGCUGCAAUUUCUUCAAAAGUUUGCAAUGAUUUGUGUUCCAGAAAGUGAUAUUCAUGGAGAGAACUCUAGCAACAACUUAGAAUGGGGAGAGAAUUUUUUAUCAAACAUAUCUCGUCCAUCCAUUAGCUAGACAUGGAAUUUUAAGGUACUUGAACAUAUUUUGUCCAUUACGAUCAUGCAAUUCUGAGAAAAGAAACUUGGAAUUGUUUCCUCCCACAGAUAAUCUAUCUAUAUAAAUAUAUAGAGCAGGGAGAUAGGCCCGUGACGUGGCACUCUCUUAGGCUAGGAUUUGUAUUUAUCUAUUUUCUCAAUUUUUUAGCCUAUUAAAUCAAUUCUUCCAUAUAUUUGCUAAUUAAUAAAAGGAAAAAACACUGAAACCUCACUCUUAUUUCUAUGCUUUGUGACCUUUCAGCCAACCUGUAGGGGUUACAGAGAGUUCGUUUAAAACCUUCGUCCUGAAACGACACCCACAGUUAAAGGCCUUGACUUGUGUAUGUCUACAUGCCUCUUCGUGUAUGCAUCUUUCAAUUUCACUUAUUCCUUUUUAUCUUCUAGGAGAUCAAAGUAGCCUUUUGCAAGUAUCUAUUUCUGUCUAAAUUAAAAUGUUUUUACUUCCGAGAAGUUUUCAUCUAUAUUCUCCAACCACUUUAACGUAAUUUAUCACCUUUACUAUUCCACCAUUAUAUUCGUUGGCACAGUAAUCUCCCCGUCAUCCGCGGCCGCUUGCUAUCAUUUUUAACAGUACAUUCUCCUCCUAUAUCUCAACAUAGGUGUGCAUCAGUUUGUACGAGUCUGAAUAACAUUGAUAUUAACGUUGAUUUAAGCUGUGUGCAACUGACGAUCGUCUAAAUUGCAAAAAGUAUUUCACAAUCCCAUAAACAAUUUUUCCAUUGUCCCUCAGUUUAAUUCUCAAAUGUUCGUCGCUUUGUGAUAUUUAUUUUUAUAUAUAAGAAUGAUUUCGCGCUUGAAGAAAAAUGAAAUUUCACAUCAAAAUAGUUUGUAGGAACAAUAACAAUAGGAAAGUCAACGAUUUGUAUGUGAUUACUGGUGUAUUUGUAAUGUGUAGCUCCUUAACA